Messenger RNA from Alternaria burnsii, 3534 nucleotides. RefSeq lists its product as uncharacterized. The transcript has 7 exons. Bases 1 to 3534 code for a protein of 1177 amino acids. Lineage: Eukaryota; Fungi; Ascomycota; Dothideomycetes; Pleosporales; Pleosporaceae. The record is from RefSeq and is a predicted model, not a curated record. Gene Ontology annotation, molecular function: GTPase activity; GTP binding. Gene Ontology annotation, biological process: small GTPase-mediated signal transduction.
AUGGUCGUUGCGACAAUCAAGUGCGUCGUCGUCGGCGACGGUGCGGUCGGAAAGACAUGUCUUCUUAUCAGUUAUACCACCAACAAGUUUCCCUCGGAAUACGUUCCUACUGUCUUCGACAACUACGCCGUGACCGUCAUGAUCGGUGAUGAGCCAUACACCCUCGGUCUUUUCGAUACUGCCGGACAGGAAGAUUACGACCGCCUGCGACCUCUGUCAUACCCCCAAACCGACGUCUUUCUCGUCUGCUUCUCCGUAACUUCGCCCGCUUCUUUUGAGAACGUCCGCGAGAAAUGGUUUCCCGAAGUACAUCACCACUGCCCGGGCGUGCCCUGCCUUAUUGUCGGCACACAAGUAGAUCUUAGGGAGGACGCUGCAGUAAAAGACAAGCUCUCAAAACAGAGGAUGGCACCCGUGAAGAAGGAGGAUGGUGAAAAGAUGGCGCGAGAGCUGGGCGCGGUCAAGCUAUCGUGGCAGCACUUGAACCACCAGCAGCAAAGAAAGAGGGCGGCGAGAGGAAGAAGGGCAAAAAAUGUAUUGUCCUCUGAGAUGCUUGACCGGCCGUUGCGUUCGUACGAUCGCAUGCUGGGAGCAUUGGCGAUUCGAGCAUUUCACACUGUUGAGCUACUACCAACCCGGGUGGUCACCUCUAAGCCCUUUCACCCGCUUAACUUCCACCAAUUUGGAGCACAUCACACACUUGGACGACGUAUUGAAACUAUGUCACACCGAAACGUCGACGAUAGGAAACGCCCGCCACCGAUUGUCAUCCCAAGCUCGUUGCCGCCUCCUCGGCCUCCUCCAGACGCCGCGCCUAGCAACCAGCAGAAGCAGCAACAUACCAGGAACGCGUCCACUUCAAUCAAAAGCCAGCGCUCGACCAGUACCACCCCACUACUUUCGCCUGUAGAGUCGCAUCAUCCAGCUUCGGGUUCAAGCCGCAGCCGCAACGCCAUGGCCACAUUCACCAACUUGAUUGAUCAGGCACGUGUCUCGUCUCCCCGCAAGUCGGAACAUGGAUCCUGGGCAGGUAGCAAUGUUGGUUCUGCGGCACGCUCGAGGCAGUCCGGGCGCAGCCAGUACGACGCUGUGGCUGCGCAGGCCCGGCUUGAAGCUCUCGACGAAGAAACAGCUAGGGGAAAGAUGGAAUCUCGCGCUGAGAAGAGUUUAUUCAAGUUGACAGGUCAAAUUCCGCCUACACCGACAGCUGAUUCUGCAGAUGAGGAUGACGUUUAUAUCAGGACUCAAGACCUGCGACAACAGUGCCGAAUUGCAAAUGGAGAGCAGCAGCCAGACCGUGACGAGCCACCCAAGAGUCCCAAGAAGAAGCUAUUCCAGAACCUUCGCAACACUUUCUCCAAAUCUUCCAGUGCUGCACCGCCACCAGCGAUGCCAAAUAAAGCUGCACAGAUUCUUGGAACAGCAGCACGACAGGCUCGCGUCAUCCCAGUCCGGCCCAUCAAGCCAGCGCGCCUCAUAGAGACAACGCCAACGAGGGCUCCGCGCUCGGAGACGGCAAACUCGCUGCCCCCAAAAAUAGCUAAUCCGGAUAGCUAUGCCCAUCGCCAUCACAAUGGAUCAUCGCGCCGUAAUCGCUCGAGUGGUCGUGGCUCAUCUGCCAAGGGUGGUCCGAAGAAGCAGUCCUCUGACAUAGAGAGUGCUCCUCGAGCACCCGAAGUCAGUGACUCACUCGAAUCACUCGAUCCACCUCCUCCACCCGCAAAGGACACUCCUCCAGCGGGUCAGAGGCCCGCCAGCCCACUUCGCAGGGCUGUGCCAUUGCGCGAUCUUCGUGAGAGCUACUCUACCUUCACCAAUGGCAUUGGAGUUGUGCGAUUUCCAGAUUUUGACCUGUCACCCUCUUCCUCAACUGGUAUUCUGCCGGAAGAUGGUGGCACGAGCCCUACAAAGUUCCUACCGUAUACCGCAGAGGAGUACUCUAAGCUUAUAGGAGGUGAAGCCAUGCAAUGGCCCUAUUCUGACUGUAACGGUUCGCCUAGUAAGAUAGGUGUUAAGAGCCUGACUCCGUUGACAAGCGAGAAUCUUGUGUUGCAACUUCCUCAUCCGGACCGCAGGAGUGAAGAGCGUACGAGUGCAAUGCUAGACGACGACAACAAUAACAACGUAGAUGCAUACAGCCCUCUACAUCCGCGCUUUUACUCUCCAACUCACCUCUCUGCUCGUGGCUUCGCUGAAGGUGAAACUCCUUCAAAGAAUUCUGAUAACACCCGUCUUCUCUACUCACUUCCCGGAAGGUCGCUAUCAGUCCUCCAUCUUCGCGAAGAAUCAAACGACGGCUCAAUCAAGAUGAUUUUCCAGGGAGACCGCCAGGAUAUUGAUCCGCAAUCCCCAACUGCACACGAAAUAGACGAGAACGAGCAGCGCAGUCAGACCGGUGAUAAGCGGUCCGACGUUGGCAUUACCACUCGCGUCAUGCAAGAGCUGCGUAUUGGAGAGAAGAACGGGAACUUGGCUCAGAAGAAUGGCGACUCUAGCCAGAUUCAGCCUGAUCAGUCUUCCUCGAGGCUUACCGAUAUGCUCAAUACUGUCGGUCCAGGUCGGAGCGAGUCCCACGGCGAGUUCCAGCCUUACUGCCCCAGCGCCGUUCCCAGUCCGCUCCACAAGGUUCCUGGUCCCCAAAUUUCAGCGCAGUUGAUGAUACCUUCUGGCAGAUCAUGCAAUGCUUUCCCUCCACUAUUUCCGCCCAAGACCAUCGAUGACCACUUCUUCAUGACUAACGAGCACCUCGAUGUGGUGGGCAAGACCACUUGGGAUCUUCUUGAGACAUUCAACGAGAAGCAGAAGAGCACGUCGAAUGCAAGACAGGAGGAGAUCUUGGCGCUGGUCAGUACGCGCUUUGAGCAGAUAUCAUCCCAACUGGUAGCCGUCAAGGACAGUGCCAAACGCAUCGACGAUUGUAUAGUAGACAACCAGCAGAACGUCCAUGCUAGUAUUAACAGCAUAUCCGACUGUGUCAAGGAGACCAUACCGAAGGCCUUUGCAGAGCAAGACAAAAAGAUGACAAGCAUGGAGGCGGAAUUGAGGGAGAUGAAGCAGAUCAUUCAGGCUUUGCAGAAGUCGGUAGAGCAAAAGGCGACAGAGGCCAAAGCUCUUCAACAGUACACUCCCACUGGUCAGGGCAACGCUGCGAGCAUCUCACAGGCCCCAUUCCCUUCACAUAAUCCACGCUCUCAGCAUUCCUUCCAGAGCUACUAUGGGGGCAAUUCUGAAGUUAUCCGCGAUGGACAUUCGGUGUUGCCGCAUAACAUGGUAUCUCCUCAAGACAAUCACGACGACCCUCGUUUUGGUUAUCAGGCCAACAACCAGUGGACUACGCGUCCUGCCUAUUCUAACCGCAACACCAAGGAAGAUCGUACAUCUUACCCUACAAACCCCUACCACAACAUGGCAGGUCAAUACAACAACGGCUACGAUGGCAGCUACUCUUCUUACGCCUAUCCCCCUCAUUCUCUCAGCCCUCCCGACCAGCACUUCACUUUCAACAACCAGGGUAAUCAGGGACAGACCAAGUGA